AUGUCUUCGUUAGGCUUUGGCCGAUACUCUCACGCGAUUGUAUCGCGUAUUCCGGACUCGUUUGUCAAAUCGUUGGGCACUUCCGACACGAUUAAUGUGGAGGAAGCGAAGAGAGAGCACGAAGAGUACUGCAAAGUGUUGAGAGCACUCGGUUUGGAUGUCAUAGAGUUGGCCGCAGACGAGGCCUUUCCCGACUCGCCCUUCGUUGAGGACACGGCUGUCGUCAUCAAUGGUAUGUGUCUUGUGUUGUGUCCGCACAUCACUUGUCAACCAAUCGGUGUGGCCCUAAUGUGCAAACCGGGUCAUCCAUCCCGUGCUAAAGAGAUCGCAGACCCAAAGGCCACUCUCGAUGGCGGAGACGUCUUAUUUACCGGUCGCGAAUUAUUUGUGGGACUUUCGCAGCGCACCAACGAGUCGGGCGCCAGAGCUGUCGCCGCAGCCUUUCCUGAAUAUCCCGUCACUCCUAUACGAAUCCCAAACAAAUUACUGCAUUUAAAGUCAUGCCUAUCAAUGGCCGGCUCUGAUAUCCUUUGCGUCAGUUCAUCACAAGAAGCACAAGAGAUUCUUCGACGAAUAGUACGUGAGGCCACACAUCGAUACCACACACUGACUGUUCCCGAGAAUACAGCGGCCAAUACUCUGUAUAUCAAUGGAACUUUAGUUCACAGAUCAGAGUUUCCAAACUGUUGCGAAUUAUUUGAGUCUAAAAUCGAUUUCAAUAAGAUUGGGAUCAAGAUAUGGGAGCUCUCGAAGCCCGUGUCAAACCUCACCAGUCUAUCAAUACUCGUGCGUAAAGCGCGACAAAUACAUACCAUUGUUUGA
This is a messenger RNA of Medioppia subpectinata, 822 nucleotides long. Lineage: Eukaryota; Metazoa; Arthropoda; Arachnida; Sarcoptiformes; Oppiidae. The record is from the annotation of a GenBank genome assembly.